Molecule: messenger RNA, 1161 nt
Organism: Saccharomyces mikatae IFO 1815
Lineage: Eukaryota; Fungi; Ascomycota; Saccharomycetes; Saccharomycetales; Saccharomycetaceae
Gene: KAE1
Product: tRNA N6-adenosine threonylcarbamoyltransferase
Exons: 1
Coding region: 1-1161 (386 amino acids)
Biological process (GO): tRNA threonylcarbamoyladenosine modification
Cellular component (GO): cytoplasm; EKC/KEOPS complex
Source: RefSeq, a predicted model, not a curated record
AUGGUCAACUUGAACACUAUCCCACCAAAAAAUAACAGGAACUACUAUAUUGCGCUCGGACUUGAAGGGUCCGCAAAUAAACUGGGCGUGGGUAUAGUUAAGCAUCCGCUUCUGCCUAAGCAUUUCAACAGCGAUCUGUCAUAUGACUGUGAGGCGGAGAUGCUUUCUAAUAUCAGAGACACAUAUGUGACUCCUCCCGGGGAGGGAUUUUUACCUCGUGAUACAGCGAGACAUCACAGAAAUUGGUGUGUAAGGCUAAUCAAACAAGCGUUGGCAGAAGCUAACAUCAAAGACCCGGCAUUAGACCUCGAUGUGAUCUGCUUCACUAGGGGCCCCGGGAUGGGUGCGCCUCUACAUUCAGUUGUCAUUGCUGCCAGAACAUGUUCGUUGCUGUGGGACGUGCCCCUAGUGGGGGUAAACCACUGCAUAGGCCACAUCGAAAUGGGAAGGGAAAUCACCAAAGCCAAGAACCCUGUGGUACUAUACGUAAGUGGAGGUAAUACACAGGUUAUUGCAUACUCUGAGAAACGUUACAGAAUCUUUGGUGAAACGCUUGAUAUUGCUAUCGGCAACUGCCUUGAUAGAUUUGCGAGGACUCUGAAGAUACCUAAUGAGCCCUCACCAGGAUACAACAUCGAGCAAUUGGCUGAAAAGGCUCCUCACAAGGACAACCUGGUGGAACUUCCAUACACAGUGAAGGGAAUGGACCUUUCGAUGAGUGGUAUCCUGGCUUCCAUCGAUUUGCUGGCGAAAGAUCUGUUUAAGGGCAACAAGAAAAACAAGACCUUAUUCGACAAGAAAACAGGUGAGCAAAGGGUAACUGUGGAGGAUCUUUGUUAUUCCCUCCAAGAGAACUUGUUUGCUAUGCUUGUUGAGAUAACAGAAAGAGCCAUGGCUCACGUCAACUCCAAUCAGGUUUUGAUCGUUGGCGGUGUAGGUUGCAAUGUGCGACUACAAGAAAUGAUGGCCCAAAUGUGUAAAGACAGGGCCAAUGGACAGGUGCAUGCUACGGAUAACAGGUUUUGUAUUGAUAAUGGAGUCAUGAUUGCGCAAGCAGGGCUACUAGAGUAUAGAAUGGGCGGCAUUGUGAAAGAAUUUUCUGAAACCAUCGUUACACAGAAAUUCAGAACUGAUGAGGUAUAUGCAGCCUGGCGUGAUUAG